CGGAUGCAAGUUUUCGUUCCCAACGAAAUUCAUUUACUUUCUUAAGUUAUCUUUCCUCUGUUACAAUUAUAUGCACAGGUUAGGGAAAUUUCGAAUCAAUCUCUUCGUCCCCGACAAUAAUAUCUCUCGUAGCUUACCCUCUUCCACUCUCCUCUCGGAAUUUCUCCAUUACCUCCCUUGAACAGCACAUAUCAACUCAAACUUGAAGCCAAUACGAAAGAUCUCUAAAAACCCAAGAAAACAAACACUUUGUUGUUUUUUUUUUCAUGGCCAUGUCUUUCUUUGGAGACUUUAGUCGUUGAAGGUGAGUACACAUGGAAAGAAAGGCCAUUGGAAUUGAUCUUGGCACGAGCUACAGUUGUGUAGGCGUGUGGCAGAAUGAUCGUGUAGAGAUCAUAGCCAAUGACCAAGGGAAUAGAACGACUCCAUCUUAUGUUGCCUUCACUGAUACUGAACGUUUGAUAGGUGAUGCAGCCAAGAACCAAGUUGCCAUGAAUCCUCAAAACACUGUUUUUGACGCGAAAAGACUUAUUGGCAGGGGUUUCUCCGCCCCUUCUGUUCAGCGUGACAUGAAGCUGUGGCCUUUUAAGGUGAUUCCAGGUCCUGGUUGUAAGCCUAUGAUUGUUGUUAAGCAUAAAGGUGAAGAGAAGCAGUUUUCCGCUGAGGAGAUAUCUUCUAUGGUUUUGAUGAAAAUGAAGGAGAUUGCUGAGGCUUAUCUGGGUCAUUCUGUAAAGAAUGCUGUGGUGACUGUGCCUGCUUAUUUUAAUGACUUGCAAAGGCAGGCUACGAAGGAUGCUGGUGCUAUUUCUGGGCUCAAUGUUUUGAGGAUUAUCAAUGAGCCUACUGCAGCUGCUAUUGCUUAUGGUUUGGAUAGAAAGGAGUCUCGAAGAGGCGAGCAGAAUGUGCUUAUUUUCGAUCUUGGUGGUGGAACUCUUGAUGUUUCUCUGUUGACGAUCGAGGAGGGGAUUUUUGAAGUGAAGGCUACUGCUGGUGAUACUCAUCUUGGAGGUGAGGACUUCGAUAACAGGCUUGUUAAUCAUUUUUUUGCGGAGUUCAAGAGGAAGCACAAGAAGGAUAUUAGUGGUAAUCCAAGAGCUUUGAGAAGGUUGAGGACUUCCUGUGAGAGGGCGAAGAGGACUUUGUCUUCGACUACACAGACGACGAUUGAGAUUGAUUCUCUGUUUGAAGGUAUUGAUUUCUACACUAAAAUUACAAGAGCGAGGUUUGAAGAAUUGAACACGGAUUUGUUUAGGAAGUGCACGGAACGUGUGGAGAAAUGUCUUCGUGAUUCAAAGAUCGAAAAGAGUCAUGUUCAUGAGGUUGUUCUUGUUGGUGGGUCAACAAGAGUUCUCAGAGUGCAGCAACUCUUGCAAGACUUCUUCAAUGGCAAGGAACUUUGCAAGAGCAUCAAUCCUGAUGAAGCUGUUGCUUAUGGUGCUGCUGUCCAAGCUGCAAUUUUGAGUGGUGAAGGGAAUGAGAAGGUUCAAGAUUUGCAUGUUCUUGAUGUUACUCCUCUAAGCCUUUGGAUUAAGACUGCUGGUGAUGUAAAGACAGUUUUGAUUCCAAGAAACACAAAGAUUCCCACCAAGAAGGAGCUAAUCGUCUCUACAUGCUCUGAUAAUCAGCCAAGAGUGCUUAUUCAGGUUUAUAAACGUGAAAGUGCUAGAACCAAAUACAAUGAUCUUCUUGGUAAACUCGAGCUCACAGGCAUUCCUCCAGCCCCAAGAGGAGUCCCUCAGAUCAAUGUAUGUUUCGAUAUUGAUGCUAAUGGAAUUCUGAAUGUUUCUGCGGAGGAUAGGACUGCAGGAGUGAAGAACAAGAUCACCAUCACCAAUUACAAGGGAAGAUUGAGCAAAGAUGAGAUUGAGAGAAUGGUGCAGGAAACAGAGAAGUACAAGGCAGAGGAUGGGGAGGUUAAGAAGAAGGUGGACGCCAAGAACUCAUUGGAGAAUUAUGUUUACAAUAUGAGAAAUACAGUGAAGGAUGAGAAGUUUGCAGGGAAAUUGGAUAGAGCUGGCAAGCAGAAGAUUGAGAAAGCAAUUGAUGAGACUAUUCAGUGGUUGGAAAGGAACCAAUUGGCAGAGGUGGAUGAAUUUGCAGACAAACAGAGGGAGUUAGAGGGCUUGUGCAAUCCAAUUAUUGCAAAGAUGUAUCAAGGCGCUGCUUCAGACGUGUCAAUGGGUGGUGGUGCUGAAAUGCCAAAUGGUGGUUAUGGCAAGCCUAGCUCCGGAGGUUCUGGUGCUGGACCGAAGAUUGAGGAAGUUGAUUGAGGCAUGACCUUGGGCAAGUAGGGUGUUCUGUUUUGCCUCUCUGCCCUUCUACUCUGUUUGGGCUUGUCACGUUUGACAGAAUUCCUAUGCAAUGUAAAGUUUUAGUUGAGGCUUGGGGGAUUCACAUGUAUGGAAAUCUAUAUCAAUACUUACGUAAAAGAUAUCCAGUUCGAUUUUAGUGAAUAAAAAAUCUUGAAUUUCUUUUCUUUC
Molecule: messenger RNA, 2480 nt
Organism: Populus trichocarpa (black cottonwood)
Lineage: Eukaryota; Viridiplantae; Streptophyta; Magnoliopsida; Malpighiales; Salicaceae
Product: heat shock 70 kDa protein
Exons: 1
Coding region: 315-2270 (651 amino acids)
Biological process (GO): cellular response to unfolded protein; protein refolding
Cellular component (GO): cytoplasm
Molecular function (GO): ATP binding; misfolded protein binding; ATP hydrolysis activity
Source: RefSeq, a predicted model, not a curated record